Periophthalmus magnuspinnatus is the source of this 1862-nucleotide messenger RNA. RefSeq names its product heterogeneous nuclear ribonucleoprotein H1 (gene hnrnph1). NCBI's taxonomy places the organism in Eukaryota, Metazoa, Chordata, Actinopteri, Gobiiformes, Gobiidae. Gene Ontology annotation, molecular function: RNA binding. The transcript has 11 exons. The record is from RefSeq and is a predicted model, not a curated record. Gene Ontology annotation, cellular component: ribonucleoprotein complex; nucleoplasm. Gene Ontology annotation, biological process: regulation of RNA splicing. Bases 98 to 1321 code for a protein of 407 amino acids.
ACCCGCGGAUAGGUUUCGGCUUCAGCAUCUUUAUCGAGGUCUAUUCAUACAUUUUCCGGCGUGUCGGAUCGGGGGAUCACAUCAGGGUAUUUCAAUCAUGGCUGAUGAGGGAUAUGUCGUACGCAUCAGAGGUCUCCCAUGGUCCUGCUCCGUUGAUGAACUUCUGCGUUUUUUCUCUGAUUGCAAAAUUCUUAACAAUUCUGGUGGAAUCCACUUUACCUACACAAGAGAGGGCCGACCCAGCGGAGAGGCAUUUAUUGAGUUGGAAACAGAAGAUGACAUGAAACUUGCUAUGAAGAAAGACAGAGAAACAAUGGGCCAUCGAUAUGUGGAAGUGUUCAAGUCCAACAACGUUGAGAUGGAUUGGGUUUUGAAACACACUGGUCCAAACUGUCCAGACACCGCAGGAGACGGACUUGUCCGACUUCGAGGCCUCCCGUUUGGUUGUAGCAAAGAGGAAAUUGUACAGUUUUUCUCAGGGUUGGAAAUCGUGCCAAAUGGGAUAACAUUGCCGGUGGACAUCCAGGGGAGGAGUACGGGGGAGGCCUUCGUGCAGUUUGCUUCACAGGAUAUAGCUGAAAAGGCUCUAAAGAAACACAAGGAAAGAAUAGGGCACAGGUACAUUGAGAUCUUCAAGAGCAGCCGCGCUGAGGUGCGGACACAUUACGAGCCACAGAGGAAGCCUAUGGGCAUGCAGAGACCGGGCCCAUACGAUCGUCCCUCUGGGGGCCGUGGGUACAACAUGAUGGGCCGCGGGGGGUCCUAUGAUAGAAUGCGCCGCGGAGGCUACGGAGGAGGUGUAUCCGAUGGGAGGUAUGGCGAUGGGGGCUCUUCUUUUCAGAGUACGACUGGUCACUGCGUACAUAUGAGGGGACUGCCGUAUAGAGCAACAGAGAACGACAUCUACAAUUUCUUUUCACCUUUAAAUCCAGUAAGGGUCCACAUUGAGAUUGGUCCAGAUGGAAGGGUCACCGGAGAAGCAGAUGUGGAAUUUGCCACUCACGAAGAUGCUGUUGCAGCCAUGUCCAAAGACAAAGCAAACAUGCAGCACCGCUAUGUGGAACUCUUCCUAAACUCAACAGCAGGGGGCAGUAAUGGCACAUAUGGUGGCCAGAUGAUGGGUGGAAUGGGUAAUCAAUCGUCAUACAGUGGAGGACAGCUGAAUUCAGGAUAUUCUGGUGGAUAUAACAACCAAGGAAACAUGGGCGGCUACAAUGACUACAGUAACCAGGGCGGAAUGGGAAGCAGUUACUAUGGUGGCGGCGGUGGAGGAGGAAACAGAGGGUCAAUGAAUGGAAUUGGAGGGGGAUGGGGAAUGUAAAUUUGUUAAGUGUUUUUUUUGUUUUUGUUUUUUUUUACUCGGCAGUUUGCUGAAUUUACUGGAAAUGUAUAUCUUGUGUAGAAACGAACAGUAGGUUUGAUUGUUGAAGUCAAUUUGUUUUAUGAGGAUAAACUCCAGAAAUGGUCAUAUUUGGUCUAAAAUUGCUGUUUGCGUUCUUAGUUACAGAUUCAACACAUUGUAAGAUCUGUGUUUUUAAUUUCAUUACCAGGAGACUGUGCUGUUCCUCCAGAUUUUCACUCCGUGCUGGUGGGUUUGACAUCUGUAAAUGUCUGGAAGCAUGUACUGAAAUGUUUGCCGAUUGUUUUCCUACCUUUUUAGAUGUUUUGUUCGUCUCGAGUUCAAAUGAUAACAAGCUAACACAGAGCAUGUUUUGUUUUAUACAUUUUUGACAGGGCAGUUUAUUCAAGAUGAGGGCUACUCCUGGCAGGUACAUUUUAGAUCUGCUGAUAUGAAGGUUUCUACUGCUUUAAAUGGUAUUUGUAAUUCAUGUGCAAAAGUGAAUAAACUAGUCUGGAAAAAA